Acaulospora morrowiae is the source of this 126-nucleotide messenger RNA. The record is from the annotation of a GenBank genome assembly. Lineage: Eukaryota; Fungi; Glomeromycota; Glomeromycetes; Diversisporales; Acaulosporaceae.
GCAGAACAACAGAUACCUGCGUUUUGUUAUGCAAAUAGGAACAUCAGUACUAUAAACAGUCAUUGCACAACUCUUGGAAAACAUCAAAAUGAUGGUUCCGAAGGAACUUCUAAAGAAAAAUGUUAA